Venustampulla echinocandica is the source of this 4389-nucleotide messenger RNA. RefSeq lists its product as uncharacterized. Gene Ontology annotation, cellular component: membrane. NCBI's taxonomy places the organism in Eukaryota, Fungi, Ascomycota, Leotiomycetes, Helotiales, Pleuroascaceae. Gene Ontology annotation, molecular function: ATP binding; ABC-type transporter activity; ATP hydrolysis activity. The coding region runs from base 1 to 4389 and encodes 1462 amino acids. The record is from RefSeq and is a predicted model, not a curated record. The transcript has 9 exons. Gene Ontology annotation, biological process: transmembrane transport.
AUGGCAACCCAGGACUCUUUAUGUCCUGCGUCCUUGGACAAUGCUUUUGGGCCUCGGGUAAACACCUGCCGCAGAGCUUUUGAUUUUACUCAAUUGUUUGAAGAGUCUCUCAUGAGCAUUGUCCCUUCUAUACUCUUUAUAGUCGUCGCAUCGCUCAGGCUAUUAGCACUUCAUCAUGCUAGGAGGAAAGCAUCGCCAGGCGGCACGUUUCAAAUCGCAAAACUGGUUGCCGUUUUAUGCUUCGUUGGAGUACAGAUAACGCUACUGGUUCAAUGGGCACUAGAGUCUGAAGGGCGAACCCGAGUGACGGUACCUGCUGCCGCCCUUGCGGUUGCUAAUUCAUUUAUCAUUGUCGCUCUAUCGUCGUAUGAGCAUACUCAUUCCCUUCGCCCGUCUAUUGUACUAGAAAUCUACCUAUUCUUUACUUUGCUGUUCGACAUCGUCCGCACCAGGACAUUAUGGCUCAUCGACGCCGACCAUACGGCAACAGUCAUCUUCACUUCUUCAGUUGCCUUGAAAGUAGUGGUACUUGGGCUAGAAGCGCGUGAGAAACAAGGUUCUUUCAUCAGACUUAAAGACACUCUCCGAAGUAGAGAAGAAACGAGCGGUGCCUUUGGCCAGGCUCUAUUCUCAUGGCUUAUUCAUUUGAUCAAUACCGGUUAUAGCAAGGUCCUGGCGAUACCCGAUUUGUAUCCACUUGCUCAAGACAUGCAGUCCGAGGACGUUGGUUCUAGGUUUGACCUGUACUGGAUGCAAACUCCUCAGCGUACCACCAAAGAUCUUGUCUUUUCGCUCUUCCAUAGCUUGCGGUGGCAUGUCUUUGCACCAGUAAUGCCGCGGCUUGCUAUGAUUGGAUUCGUAUAUUGCCAGCCUCUGCUCAUCAGUCGUGUUUUGAAUUUCCAAAAAGAGCCAAAAACGCCAGAUAGCAACAACAUUGGCUAUGGAUUGAUUGCAGCCUAUGGGAUUGUGUACAUUGGUCUAGCGUUCGCAACAGCCGGGUACUGGUUCCGCGUACAUAGAGUCACAACAAUGAUUCGAGGUGUCAUCGCAGCAAGAGUCUUCAACAAAGUCAAUGAGCGCAGCAUUAUGAAUGUGGAUGAUUCUGCAGCACUCACACUCAUGAGCUCCGAUGUCGAGAGAAUCAUGAUGGGAUUGAAUGUUAUCCAUGAAACAUGGGCAAAUCUCAUUGAAGCAGGCAUAGUUCUCGCUGUUGCUGCAGGUGCUCUAGCAUCCACGGCAGGUAAUCGACAAAAAGCAUGGAUGGAAGCCAUCGAAAGGAGGAUAAGUGCAACUGCAAACAUGCUCAGCUCUAUGAAAAGUGUUAAAAUGCUCGGCCUUUCCGAGCCACUCCGUGCAGUCAUAAUGAACUUGAGGAGGGAAGAAAUCAAGUCUGCCACUCGAUUUCGCGCUUUACAAAUCAUCCUGUUCACUCUGGCAUACGUUCCGCAGACCUUAUCUCCACUCCUUACAUUCAUUGCCUAUUCCCUUCUUGCGAGGAGCAAAAACAGCCCCACACUCGACGUAUCACGGCUUUUCACAUCACUUUCUAUCUUGCUACUUCUCGCAAAUCAAUUUACGCAACUCUUCCAGUCCGUCCCCUCACUUGUCUCUGCCUUUGCAUGUCUCGGUCGAGUGCGAGUGUUCAUGACAGCAGAAGAUCGCAUUGACAAGAGACGAGGACACUCACUUCUUCCUCCCAUGCACAAAAGCACUAUAUCUCUGGCUUCGCAUAUCCCUGGACUUGAUGAAAAAGCCAGUUAUCCCACCAUACCGGAAUCGGCAGAACCACCCCCCUAUGGGACAAAUUGUGAUACGGUAGUAUUUCGAGACGCAAGCUUUAGUUGGAAUGAACUUGGCAAUCCGGCGCUGCGAAAUCUCAACGUGAAAAUAAAAUCCGAUCAGCUUACUAUGAUCGUCGGACCUGUCGCAAGUGGGAAGUCGACCAUGCUCAAGGCUAUUCUGGGAGAGCUCAAACCUACACUUGGCACAGUGGCUAUUGCAUCUAAAAAAAUUGCAUACUGCGAUCAAAGCCCAUGGCUUAGAAAUACAACAAUUCGAGAAAACAUUGUUGGUUUUGCAUCUUUCGACGAGACUUGGUAUCGCUCUGUGGUAAGGGAUUGCAGUUUGGAGGCAGAUUUUCUACAGCUUCCUAAUGGCGAUCAAACUCCUGUUGGGAGCGGCGGCAUCACUCUUAGUGGUGGGCAAAAGGAGCGAGUGGCUAUUGCACGAGCAAUAUAUGCCAGACAGAGCAUUGCGCUAUUCGAUGACGUGAUGAGUGGGAUGGAUGCAACGACAGCUCGAUCGGUUUUCACAAGUUGUUUCGGCAACGAAGGACUCCUUCGGCGGAGACAAACUACCAUAAUUUUUGCAACCCAUGCAGCACACUUCCUCCCAGAGGCAGAUCACAUAAUUGUGCUGAACCGCUCAGGUCAAAUCGUUGAGCAAGGCACGUUUGAGGAACUGAGGUGGCGGAAAGGCAGCUAUGUUCAGAAGCUUUCUGUCGCUCAUGGAUACACGGCGAGCACCGACUCGAUCGAUGAGAUACGAUCCGUAGGAUCAGUAUCAAGUUUAUCUUCUGUCGCUAAUGGUGUGAAGAAGGAUACAAUGCAUCUCGAACGUAUCGCUCCGCCACCAAGUAGACAAUUGGGCGACAAACGAGUAUAUCUGCACUAUUUCGAAGCUACAGGUUUCGUCAAUGCAGUCCUCUUCUUUGUCUACGAGCUUUUAUUCGUUGCCUUGGAGUACUUCCCUACCGUGUGGUUGAGCUGGUGGUCCGAAUCCAACACACGAGAGGGCAACAAAGAUUUAGGCUACUACCUCGGAGUCUACGGUGGUCUUCAAGUAGCAUUCUUGCUAGCGCUUUUCCUCGGCGCCAGACAUGUCGCGAAUGUUAUGGUCGUUACAUCUGGAAAGCGCCUGCAUGAGCAGCUUCUCCAGGCUGUCAUCAAAGCACCCAUGGCCUUUUUCAGUGUCACAGACACGGGCAUUACACUCAAUCGCUUCAGUCAAGAUCUCCAGCUUAUUGACGCGGAGUUGCCCAUCGCAUUACUUUUGUUUGGUGCCAACGCACUUGGUGCAGUCGCAUUAGCAGUUUUGGUCCUCGUUGCCUCGCACUAUGUUGGCCUUGCAUUCGUCGUCGUCUUCAUUGUGCUAUGGCUAGUUCAAAGAUACUACUUGCGAACAUCCAGGCAGCUACGAUUUCUUGAUCUUGAGGCCAAGAGCCCCCUCUACUCGUUAUUUCUUGAGGCUCUCGAAGGUCGAGCGACCAUCCGAGCAUUCCACUGGCAAGACAAGUUCAGACAAGAGUACACCAAUGCCCUCGAUGCAUCACAGAGACCAUUGUACCUUCUUUACAGCGUACAACAGUGGCUAACACUUGUUUUGGGACUGAUCGCCGCAGCUGUGGCAGUGAUCCUCGUCGCGUUGAUGGUCCAACUACGUGACUCGACCACUAGUGCUGGCUUAGGUGGAGUAGCACUUGUGAAUAUGAUCCAGUUAUCGUCCACACUAAUGUCGGUCGUCAUUGUCUGGACUAAGCUUGAAACAUCUAUCGGUGCUGUGGCAAGAGUUCACCAGUUCUCUGCUGAAACUCCCAGGGAGCCAGAGCCAGAAGAGUCUAUGCCACCCCCCGAAGACUGGCCGGCGAGAGGCGCUCUGGAAUUUAAGAAUGUGACUGCAUCAUACAAAGCCGAUGCACCUCCUGCAUUACAAGGGGUCACUCUAUCCAUUGCACCAGGAGAGAAGGUUGGUAUCUGUGGCCGCAGCGGAAGCGGCAAGUCCUCCCUAGUAGCCACUCUCUUCCGCCUCCUCGACCCGUCCUCCGGCAGCAUCACAAUCGACAACCUCGACCUCUCGGGCCUCUCCCCCGACCUCAUCCGCCAACGUCUGACCUGCCUCCCGCAAGAACCUUACUUCGCACCUGGCACCGUCCGCUUCAACGCCGAUCCCCUCGGCGCAUGCACAGACGAGCAAAUCCAAUCUACGCUCGCUGAACUCAACAUCUGGGAUUCCAUUCUCGUUCACACGGACGGCCUAUCCAGCCUCAUGGAAGCCGAUCUCCUCUCUCACGGUCAACGCCAACUCUUCUGCCUCGCACGUGCAUUGCUUCGAUUCCCUUGUCGCGGAGUCGUGGUGCUAGAUGAGGCAACCUCGAGCGUGGACGUGGAAACGGACGCGUUGAUGCAGCGGGUGAUCCGGACGAAGUUUAAGAACCAGACGUUGAUUGUGGUAGCGCAUCGGCUGCAUACUAUUUUGGAUUUUGACAAGGUGGCGGUGUUCGACAAGGGUGUUCUGGUGGAGUUUGCGAACCCCGUGGAACUUUUGGCUAGGGGUGGGUCGGCAUUCGGUGAGUUAUAUGGGGAUGGGAGUGGGAGUGAAGGGACAAGUUGA